Mugil cephalus (flathead mullet) is the source of this 6556-nucleotide messenger RNA. It is a transcript of the gene camsap1b, whose product is annotated as calmodulin regulated spectrin-associated protein 1b. Gene Ontology annotation, biological process: negative regulation of microtubule depolymerization; cytoplasmic microtubule organization; neuron projection development. Bases 453 to 5150 code for a protein of 1565 amino acids. Lineage: Eukaryota; Metazoa; Chordata; Actinopteri; Mugiliformes; Mugilidae. The transcript has 19 exons. Gene Ontology annotation, molecular function: spectrin binding; calmodulin binding; microtubule minus-end binding. The record is from RefSeq and is a predicted model, not a curated record. Gene Ontology annotation, cellular component: microtubule minus-end.
ACACACACACACACACACACUUAUAACGUACACACGGCGGGUCCUCGCUGCAACAGCCGGGACCAAACUACACCUAACAUGAGGAAUUUAAAGCAGAGAGAAGACUUUUAAACGAGGGAGCUUGUGUACGCGGAGGACCCCCCCCCCCCCCUUUGGCCUGGAAGUCUCGGGCCGUGGAUCUGGUCUUGUUGCUGGGAGGAGACCACACUCCCUCCCGCUAGCGCCCGUUAGCAUUGUUAGCUCUCUGGCUAUGAUGCGUCGCUGCUGGUUGUGUACUCUCUACACGGCGCGCCACUGUACAACGAGGCAGGCCUUUGGUUAAGUGUUUUACCCGGACUACUCCCUAACCCCCUUUGCCCCCUUAUCCCCCUUACCCCUACCCCCCCCUCCCUCUCCUCUCCCUCCCACGGAACCGACCGGGGCCACUCGGGAACACACCGCACCUUUCAAGGAUGGACGUGGAUUUGUGCGCCGGCGGAGACGGCACCAGGAGAAAAGUGGAUUUGGCCGGGGUCGCAGAAGGCACGAUGGACGUCGUGCCUUUGGAGAUGUACGACUCGGCCAGAGCGAAAAUAGCUGCCAACCUGCGGUGGCUGUUUGCCAAAGCCUAUGGCAUUGAACAUAUUCCAGAGGAUUUAAGGGACCCGUUCUACACGGACCAAUAUGACCAGGAACACAUCAAGCCCCCCGUCAUCCGCCUGCUGCUGUCCUGCGAGCUCUACUGCCGAGUCUGCGCCCUCAUCCUUAAGACGGAGCAGGCGGCGUCUCUGCAGUCCCACCUGUCCGUCAUCCAGGCGCUGUCCAGAAAGGGCAUUUACGUCGUGGAGAGCGACGACACGCCCGUCACCGAGGAGGACCUGGCCUGCAUGCCCAUCAAAAUGAGCGCCCACAUGCCGAUGAUCGACGCCCUGAUGAUGGCCUACACGGUGGAGAUGAUCAGCAUCGAGAAAGUGGUGGCCUCCGUCAAGCGCUUCUCCACCUUCAGUGCCUCCAAGGAGCUGCCCUUCGACCUGGAGGACGCCAUGGUCUUCUGGAUCAACAAGGUGAACACAAAGAUGAGGGAGAUUGCAGAAAGGGACCACAAAGUAAAGCACCACCCGCUGGAGUCUCCCAGCCACCAGAAGUCUCCCUCCAAAUGGUAUUGGAAGCUAGUCCCUGUGCGGUAUCGCAGGGAGCACGCGUCAGGCCGACAGCUGCCCUUCUUUCCACUUCUGGUCGACCUGAUGCGGGACGUUUGUGACGGGGCGGCGCUGCUCACCGUGGUCCAUUACUACUGUCCCGACCUCAUGAAGCUGGAGGAUAUUUGCCUGAAGGAAGUUCCCUCCAUCGCUGACAGCCUGUACAACAUUCAGCUGCUCAGAGAGUUCGCCAGCGAGUAUCUGAACAAAAGCUUCUAUCUGACAACGGAGGACAUGCUGUACGCGCCGCUCGUGCUCAAGCACAACGUGAUGGUGUUUAUCGCUGAACUCUUCUGGUGGUUUGAGACGGUCAAGCCAGAGUUUGUCCAGCCCAGAGAUCUCCAAGAGCUGAAAGACGCUCGAGCUGUAGCUCAUCCCAAGAGUGCCCGUCCAUCAGUGCCCAUCUCCAACGCCACCAAGCGCAGCUUCCUGGCGAGUCCCGGCGCCGCCGACAACCAGAGCAGCCCCGAAGUCUGUAACAGGUACUUCCUGCACCCUGAAGACUCUGACCCCCUUAAAGGGGGACCAAACUUCAGUCCCUCCCACCCACUCCUGCCCCUGCGACAGAGACAACAGAAGCAGCAAGGGGAGGACGCUGCAGGUCUGAGAAACCGGUCAAACUCCCUGAGUCAGAUGGACGGACAACAAACCAGAGGCUCCGUCGUAGCUUGGCCCGAAAAGAGGCAGAGACCACUGUCCACGUUGAGCCCCUUCAUGUUGCAUUCAGCGACCGACAGCGACGCCGACAUCGCGUCCGGCGACAGCGUGAGUCUGGCCCGUUCGAUCAGCAAGGACAGCCUGGCCUCCAACAUCACCAACGCCACUCCCAAACACCAGACGUCUGUCCACCAGCCGCCGCACGGUGCGGCGCGCAGAGUCAACGGCCACAGCCUGCUGGACAAUGUCAACAUUGAGGCUGAGGAGGAAACUCUGGUGACAGUCGCCAGGAGCGACGGCCCCGGUGUCCUCAAACGGGCCGACGGGACGCAAGCGACUGCCUCAGCUAAACCCAAACCUUCCACUGACUCCAAACCUGCACCCGAUAGCUUUUACCUAGAACCACUAAUGCCUGCCGUCCUCAAGACGGCCAAAGAAAAGUCUGUAUGCCUAAACAAGGAGGAGGAGAGCGGCGAGGUGCCCCAGUCGGCAGGAAGGGGUUCUUUACGACGGGGAGAUGGGUCUUCGUUGACCGUUCGUAGGAAAACCCCCAGCAACCUGAACCAAACGUUUACCCCUUCGGGCGAGGGAGAAGACUCGUCAGAGGAGCCACUGGAAGGUGGUUUCAGGCCUGUGGUCACCAGCAGUGUGGACCCCUCAUCCAGGGAGCCGGCUGAGGGUUUCUACUUGCAUUCGGAUUCUGACGAACCGCAGGCCGGCCAAGACCUGGACCCCGAGCUGGAGGACCUGGAUGAGGAAGAAGAGGAUUUAGACGAAGCGGUAACAGCUAAAGACACAAACUGGCCCAGGAAGGCCUUCAACGAUGAGGAUGAAGAAGAAGAAUCAGCCAAACUCCAAGAAGACAUGAAUGUUAAGGAGCAUGAGGACAAGGACAUGAACGGGGGCAGCGGCCGGUCCAGUCCUUGCCUCAGCACGCACUCCCAGGCCAGCAGCAUGGCCAGCGGCAGCGUGCGCAUGACCUCCUUCGCCGAGCGCAAAGCUCAGCAGCAGCGCUUCGGCAGCAACCACGACCUACGCUCCAGUGCCUCCAGUUCCCAGAGGACCACCCCGGAUGGAUCAGAGAGCAGCGGGCCCCUGGCCUCAUCGUGGAGGCUCAAAAGAGACCAGAGCCCGUCCUCCCCGCUGGGAGGAUGCUCUCGGACGGGCGACGGCGGCGGCGGCGGGGGUGGCGGUGGCGCACACGUGCUGGCGUCUGAACUGGUCCACCUCCGCAUGCAGCUGGAAGAGAAGCGACGCGCCAUCGAGCACCAGAAGAAGAAGAUGGAAGUGUUGUCGGCGAGGCAGCGGCAGAAGCUGGGGAAGGCGGCUUUUCUGCACAUCGUGAAGAAAGGCGCAGGGAAGAGCGACACGCUGCCCAACCCGCUCAAAGCCGACAUCUCCAAGGACGAGCUCAACGGGGAGAAGGCACCUUCGAGCAAAGACGAUAUGUGCGUCGGAGUGAAGGAGCUGGAGGGGACGGCGCCCACCGGCACCUUAGAACCAGACAAGAAAGACAACAACGGCAGCUUCUAUUUGGAAGAAGAGUUGGACCUGAACGAGUGCAGCCGCUCCAUCGAGCUCCUGAACGACGCCAUCGGCAGCAUCCAGCAGCAGAUGAUGCAGUUGUCUCUGCAGCAGGAGAUGCUGAUGAAGCAGAAUGUACAGUCUCCUUCUGGUGCCGCCCACCACCACCCUCCUCCUCCUCCUCCUGCUCCUCAACCCGGAGACAAAAACAACGACUCCAAGACGGGGACGAGCUUCCACUACGUGGAGCAUCUCUCUGGAUCUGGAACCGCCCCCACCAGAAAACCCCCCAAGCUGAGCUCCGGGAGGAGCUCCCGGUCCAAACCGUCGGAGCUGAAGAUCGCGAAGGAGCAGAGUCGCCAGGCCUCCAGGACCCUCACCCCCACCCAGAGCCAGGUACCCGGGGGCCGGUCCCCCAGGGCCGAGCAGCCCCACAGCCCCAGAAACCCCGCGGCGCCAGAGACGAUCGACAGGCCGGGAUCGGGGCACAUCCGGAGCGCCACCUUCAGGCUCCACGACGAAGCCAACAUGCGCCUGCCGACCCGGGUGGACCCGUCGUCCGUGGCCGCCCCCGAAGUGACCUUGGUGGACGAGUGUCGGUCCAGCUCCCUGAGAGAGUCUGAGCUCAACUCCUCAGACGGCUCAGGGAAGGAGAACAUACCGUCAGAGGAGAUGCAGCGCAGCAAAGCCCACCUCAUAGAGGUCGACCUGUCUGAGCUCAAGGCUCCCGAGGACGAGGACGCUGCAGGAGACAGGACGACGGACGGAGGCGACGCAGAGAAGUCAGUCAUGGGUUUCUUCUUCAAGGACGAGCAGAAAGCGGAGGAUGAACUUGCCAAAAAGAGAGCGGCGUUCCUGCUGAAGCAGCAGAAGAAAGCUGAGGAGGCUCGACUCCGCAAACAGCAGCUAGAAGCAGAAUCCGAGCUCAAACGAGACGAGGCCAGGCGGAAGGCUGAAGAGGACCGGCUGCGUAAAGAAGAGGAGAAAACGCGGCGGGAGCUGAUAAAGCAGGAGUAUCUGCGGAGGAAACAGCAGGAGAUGUUUGAGGAGCAAGGCCUCGUGAAGCCUAAAACCCCAAAACCCAAACAGAAACACAAGCCCAAGUCUGUCUUCAGGGAGGAAUCCUCCAGCGAUACUUUCUCCAAGUGCUCUUCCACGCCUGACAACCUGAGCAACGCCCAGUCAGGCUCCAGUCUGUCUCUGGCCUCUGCUGCCACCAACGAGGCCGACAGCGUCAACUCCGGAGGGGCUGGAUCCCAGCGCUGUGACUCGGUGGAGUCGUUUCCAGGAACUCGUAACAACAGUCGGACGGCAGAGAGAGACUGGGACAACGGCUCCACGGCUUCAUCCAUCACUUCCAUGGCUGAAUACACCGGUCCAAAACUGUUCAAGGAGCCGAGCGCCAAGUCAAACAAGCCGAUCAUACAUAAUGCAAUCUCUCACUGCUGCCUGGCUGGAAAAGUCAACGAGCCCCAGAAGAACCAGAUCCUAGAGGAGCUGGAGAAGUGCGAGUCCAACCACCUGAUGAUCCUGUUCCGUGACGGCGGCUGCCAGUUCCGUGCUCUUUACUCCUACUUCCCCGACACGGAGGAGAUCCACAAGCUGACGGGCACCGGCCCCAAGAGCAUCAGCAAGAAGAUGAUCGACAAGCUCUACAAGUACAGCUCGGACAGGAAGCAGUUCACCGUCAUCCCCGCCAAGACCGUGUCGGUCAGCGUGGACGCGCUCACCAUCCACAACCACCUGUGGCAGGCGAAGAGAGGAGCGGCGCCGAAGAAGAGCGGGAAGUAAAAAAAAAAACAAUCAUCUAAAACCACAUCCCGCUCGUUUCCCCUGAACAAGGGAACAGGUUUUAUUAGACGUCUGAGGAACUGGUGCUCGCAACUGAAACACAAUCUGCUUCUUCUUCUUCUUCUUCUUCUUCUUCCUCCUGCCGUCGGUUCAGGUGAAUUAUUCUUAUUUUUUAACCACAACUCAAGCAGCAUGUGGCGCUUCUUCUUCUUCUUCUUCUUCUUUUUACGUGGUGGAUGUUCAUUUUUACAUGAAGUAUUUAUUAGUUCAGCACUGUCCUGAUGGAGAGACACUAAACCCCCCCCCUCCUUUUUAUUUGGGACGGGUUCUGUAAAGGGGGCGGGGGGGAACCCUUUAGGACCUGAACCAUCUCUUCCUCGGAUCUCGACGAGCUGCUCUGAACCGUCGUCUUCUUCUUCUUCUACGACGUCCGUCUGCCUUUUUUUUUUUUUUUUUUUCGCGCAUCGUGGUACAAACGUCUAUUUAUUCAAACGCUUUUUAACCUAGAAAUCGUGUAGCACUGGAUGUGUGUAAUGUAAGAAGAGAAAAAACAAACAUUUUAAACACUUUUAAUUUGUCGGGAGACGGUGAAUGAUGCUUUGGUACAGAAAUGAUGCUUCUUUUUUUUUUUUUUGUGGUGGUUUAGAGUCGGAGCUCGUACGUUAUGUGUUUUUCAUCACGACAGAAAGUCUCUGAUGUUUAGAGCUUAGCUGUGUUUCCUCCGUCUUCACCGGACACUCCUGAACUGUCCCGUGUUAAAGGUGCACUCAUGAACACUCGCCCACGGCUUCUGUCAUGCAAUGUAACUCCCCCACUCCUCCCCCUUCCUCACCCCCUCCCUCACCCCCUCCCUCGCUGAAAUGUCCACGUCCCGUCUUCAACCGCGGAGGCGACACCUGUUGGAACGACAGUAUUUCAUAUUCUCCAUGAAGCGGUUUCCUGUGUGUGGGAUGGGGGGGUUGUUAUGUACCAACAUUAAAGAACAUUCCUCCGAGGUGUUGACAAAAAAAAAACAGCACUGCCACAUCGUCUCUUCUUCUUCUUCUUCUUCUUCUUCUUCUUCUUCUUCUUCUUCUGUCCUUUUUCCAGGAAUCAAAGUGCUUUGUUCUUGUGUUCGUUUUUUUUAACAGGAACUAUUCUUUGGCCUCGAGAACAACCAGAAGUGUUGCACGAGCACUUUACUUUGUUUGUUUGUUUGGGGGAUUAUUUUACUUUUUAAAAACUAGAAAACAUUAAAAAAAAAAAAAAAAAGACGAAGAUAGAAAAACCACUGCUGUUGUUCGCUCCGUGAAAAGCGUGGAGACUAAACCAGACGCUAAGAUUUAAUUGGAACUGACAUGAUGAUACUACAUGAUGAUACUACUGCUACUGUCUCCAGAAAUAUACUUGAUUUGUCAUUUGCUGCA